Molecule: messenger RNA, 2253 nt
Organism: Phytophthora sojae
Lineage: Eukaryota; Oomycota; Peronosporomycetes; Peronosporales; Peronosporaceae
Product: putative endo-1,3-beta-glucanase
Exons: 1
Coding region: 1-2253 (750 amino acids)
Molecular function (GO): endo-1,3(4)-beta-glucanase activity
Source: RefSeq, a predicted model, not a curated record
AUGAGCAUGCUCCAGCCUUCGCCUUCCAGUACGGCGUCUUCCGCCUCCCGACGCUCCUGGCUCAUCCUAGCAGGGCUCUGUUCCCAGCUUCUCUACGGAGAGGGAAACACGCUUGUCAAUGCGCAGAGCGACUCAUGGGACCCCAGUGGCGCGUUCCCGUCGCCGACGCUGCUGGUCAACGCUACUACAGAGCAGUCGACGUUCUGCAAGCCUCGCCACCUCGACACCAUGCGGAGUCGACCAGUGCCCACGAACGCGUGGUGGGCCAACCUCGUCACGUGCGAUACCAGCACCAACGCCACUUCUCCCGUCUGGCCCAACCCGUUCGCAGUGAGUGUGGAGUACUCGGGGGCAUACGGCUUCGCGCUCAGCUAUCCGUACCGCAACCGGUUCUUCGGCGGCGUCACCGACGGCGUCGCCAAAUACUACGCACACCCGAAGCGAAAUGAGAUCCAACUGACUGCGUGCGAGUUCGCGACAUCGAUCCCGGACAUGCAGGUCGUCAACUGGACGGACCUGGGCGUCACCCUGCAGCUGCAAGCUCCGUCGUCCACAGGUACCAUCAAAACCAGCAUGGUGAGCGGCAUGGCGUACUUCACCGCUACGUACCAGGGGCUCACACCCGAAAUCCUCCUCGAGGCCCCCAUUGCAACCAUCAAUGGAGUCGCAGCGACGAUCGGCACCCGCUACUCCGGCACUAAGUUCAACAUCGUGGCAGUCAGCGGCCAGCAGUGGUGGCUCCACGUCAUCCCGUCGUCGUCUUCGACAAGCGGCAUCCAGCUCAACCUCGCUACCAGCAUGAUCUUGCGGGCCGUGACCUCGUUCAACGGCGUGAUGCGGAUUUCGUCCAUCUUGGACGACACUCAGUCUGCGGCCCAAGACAAGUACAGUAGCUGCAUUGUGACUGGAGGAGACGUGGAGAUCACCAGCGACUCCAAGUACACUUUCAAGUGGAGGACCGACGGCGAUUGCUCCAAGGGACUGCUGCACUACGGACUGGACCACCACGCCAAGUCGCUCACAGCGGCUAGCGUCGCUGAAGUGGCCAACGUCGCCAUGUACUCGGCCACUCGCGGUCUCAUGAAGGCUUUCGUGACGCUCACAUCUCCGCCCGCGUGGUGCUUCUACGAGUCUCGCAACAUUCCCGUGACCCACUACCCGCGCACUCGCCUCACGAAAGCCGUCGCUCUGCAGCAAGAUCUGUUCACCAAGCUGCGCGCUGACAUCCAGAGCAUUUGGACGGUGGCCACUGACGGCAGCUACUACUUCACGGGUAAACUCGUGCAGCAGUACGCGUCGCUGUGUCUGAUGGCCAACGACCCAGUGAUCGUCGGCACCGACAUCUCCCUGCUGCGUCGGUGCGUGACCAAGCUCGAGAAUGCCAUCGCUCCGUUCCUGGAUAAUAGCUGGAAGUACAAGCUCAAGUACGACGCGGUCAUGGGCGGCAUCGUGAGCUCCGAAGGGUUCGUGACGGGCGACAUGAACGCGGACUUCGGCAACACCGUGUACAACGACCACCACUAUCACUACGGCUACUGGGUGCACAUGGCCUCGGUCAUAAACUACCUGCACCCGACCUGGUCGCGGAUCGGAGAGCUUAACAGCAUGACGCGUCUUCUGCUGCGUGAUGUGGCCAACCCGUCACGCGACGACCCGUACUUCCCCAAGUUCCGCGGCUUCGACUGGUUCCGGGGCCACUCGUACUCGCACGGCAUGACGUCGCUGGGAGACGGCAAGGACGAAGAGUCCACGUCUGAGGACAUCAACUUCUCGUACGCCAUGGCGCUCUUCGGCAAGGUCACGAACAACGCGCGCAUGCAGUCCAUCGGUCUGCUCAUGAGCAAGGUGGGCAUGCGCGCCAUCCAGACGUACUUCCUGUUCGACAGCUCGAACACGAUCCACCCUGUGGCGUAUCGUCCGCGGAUGGUGCCCGGCAUCCUCUUCGACAACAAGGCCGACUACGCGACGUGGUUCUCCGCGGACGAGUAUAUGAUCCACGGCAUCCAGAUGCUGCCGGUCACGCCGAUCACCGAGUACGUGCGCACGUCGACGUUUGUGCAGCAGGAAUGGGACAACAUCCUGUCCAAGCUCGACAUUGUCACCACCAAUGACGUGGGCAACUCGUGGCUGUCGCUGCUUUACCUCAACUACGCGCGCGUGAACAAGGCCGAAGCUCUCGUGAAGCUCAACCAGUGCACCAUGAUGAACGGCCUCUCGCUCUCGUGGGCGCUCUACAUCGCCGCGCAGUACUAA